Molecule: messenger RNA, 354 nt
Organism: Oikopleura dioica
Lineage: Eukaryota; Metazoa; Chordata; Appendicularia; Copelata; Oikopleuridae
Source: the annotation of a GenBank genome assembly
AUGCCGAAGCCCGGCUUCUCGUCAAAAUUUAGCAAACCAAAGUACGGCAUCGCUGCAUCUCUUUGCAAGAAAGAAGCCACCAAGCCGGUCGUGAGCAAAGCUGCUUCUGGUCAGUCAUGUUCUUCGCGCUUUUGUUUCCAGCCGCCGAAAAAGCUCGCUUCUCGCCCAGCAACGGCUCUUUCGAAGCCGACAGCGAUGAAAUCAAGAACAGAAACAGCUGCUCGAGGUCGGCCAACAGUCGCGACGAAGACGACGACAAAAUCAGCAACUGUCAGCGCGCCAAAACGUCCAGUCUGUGCUCGUCCCGCUUUUGGAUCUAGCGCGAAACCGGCAAAACCAGUUCUUACUUUUUGA